AUGAGUUCGGAUUCAUCAAAACGUAUAUGGAGACUAUAUACUGAUCUCAAAAUUUGGGCUGAGAGCCAUGAUGCAACAUCGAAGAGAUUCAGUGUCAAAGAUAAUUCUAUAGAAAAUCCAGAAUUAUUAUCUUCAUUACAAUCAAAUAAUGUUGCGACUGCCUCGACAAUGCAGACCAAGUUUUUUAUUAUUGUCGGAUUAAUAUAUCCAUCAACGGAUCCGUUCAAAAAACAUCUUCUGGAAGUAGAAAUACGUGUGCCAUUUACAUAUCCACAGGAACCACCAGAAGUAUAUAUGAGAACCAGCAUUCGUCAUCCUAAUAUCGAGAAAAAUGGCAAACUUUGUAGUGCUCGUUUGGAUGCAGGAAAAAAAUGGGAUGGAAUUCCGUUGGCUAAUGUUGUAAUACUUAUUAUCGAUCUUAUCGAUAAACCUGAACGAAGUCAUGUAGUCGAUGCUGAAAUGGGUUCGAUAUAUGACACGAACAUCACCGAAUACAAUCAAAAGAUGAUGGAAAUAGUCACAAAACAUGGCAUACCUCGAACUUAA
This is a messenger RNA of Rotaria sordida, 546 nucleotides long. Lineage: Eukaryota; Metazoa; Rotifera; Eurotatoria; Philodinida; Philodinidae. The record is from the annotation of a GenBank genome assembly.